GUGGCAGUCGUCGAGGACCGAAGCCAGCUGAAUAGUGCACGCGAGUAGUAGCUCUGCAACAUGAGAACGAAUCCUGUGCCCGUUCUUUCGUCGUCAUCAUCAUCGCUGCUCCAGCACUGCUGGAGCGCCAUGGGUUCAAGUUCGAGGUUGUGUUGUUGUCAGUGAUACGCGGAAACUGACCGCGUGCGCGCGAGCUCCGAAUUGUCGCUGAAAUGGCCGCUAGCAAGGGUGGGAAUCUCAUUACCACCGAUGGGACUUUAGUAAGGCCGAUUGGGUUCAAGGUGAGCUGCCUUGUGGCGGACGUCGUUUGACUUGCCUUGGUAAUACGGGUAAUACGUGCCAAGCUGGGAUAGUGAUCAGAGGAGAAGAUUCAAGAGCGUGGUGUCGAAACAAGUGCGUUGUUUGGUGAAAUUCGGUGUUGUGUUUUUCUCCAGGGAAAUUUUCGCCCUGGCAAGUGUGAGAUUAAAUGUCUUGUUUAUGACCGGGUCGCGGAACCGCGUGCGUGUAAGUGAAGAUGAAUUCCGUGUUUUCCGCAUUUAAAUCUUCCACGAAGCACGAUGGCAAGCAGAAGUCAUCGAGCGGGAAGAAAAUCGCCCAGGAUCCGCCCAGUAGCUACGAGAAGCUACGGCACAUCCGGGAAAUCAGCUGCAAUAAGAUGAACAAUCUGGUGGUGCUGGGGGACCAUCAGGUUGAAACGACGGCGAAUGGCGGGGGGUCGUCCUCGUCCUGUGCGACCACACCGGUCCAAAGCCCUUCCAGCGAAAAAAGCCUUGAACUGGAACUGGCCGCAGCAUCCGAUGGGGUGGACCAGGUGGACCGGGCCAUCCCAUUGGCGGUCGAACCCAGCAGCAGCAGCUUGGCAGCAGAAUCUGCUAUCGCUGCUACGACAACAGUAACAAAACCAACGGCAACCGUUAAGGCUGACACAUCGAGUGAUAGUUUAGGCGAUAGUAUAGUAGUGAACAAACCUCCUUCGGGGGCGGCAGCAGUGGCGGCGGCUGCGGCGGCCGCUGCAGCGACCAACGGUGGCGUAUUUGCCGUCCCUGCACCUCCCGCCGCCAACAACGCCUCUUCGUCAACGGCGACGAACAACAUUCCGACCAACAACAGUAGUAGCAACAGCAAUCAGCAGUGGAGCAGCAACGGCAGCAGCAGCAGUGCCAGUAGUAGUCGUUUCCACAAGCCCAGACUCAGCCUGAGCAACAGUCUUGGGUUGAUGAAUGGGGGAAGUAGCGGAAGUAGCAGCAGUAGCAUCACCAGUAGUAACAAUGCAAUGCCUUCGGUGCACGGGCGCACCGGUGGGGGAUGCGGCGGCGGUGGCGGGAACGGCCCUGCCGGAGCUCCCCAGAAGACCAGACUGUCGACGCACCAAAGAAAUCUUAGCUUAGACUUUAGAUCAAUGGGAAUCCUAUUACCUCCAGUGUCACAGGUAACCAAUACUCGAAUAAACAUGACCCAGCACCAUCGAAAUCGCAGCUUGGACAGCGCCCUCCAAAGGAUACCAGAGGUGGAGGUCUCGUCGCCCAGUGCCGAGUCGGAGAACACCCUGUGCACGAAUUCGAUCCUCGGCACGACUAUGUGCACCAAAAUCAUGCAGUCCUCCUCGACGAACCCGCCCAACACGCCGGCCAAUACGCGGGGGAUCAGCAUCAGUGAUGGUGGGGGCGGGGGCGUGCCCAGUAGUAAUGGCUGCGCGGAAGAUGGCAACACUGGCUGCAGCAGUAGUAGCCGAAGUAGCAGUACUAGUAGUAGCAGCAACGGCGGCUGUGGUGGUGGCGGUGCUGGAAUGAUGGACGAAGGCGGAGCUGGUUCUGCGCUUGUGUCAUCAGGAUCGACACGGUCGGGGAAAGUGACGACAGAUGGCGACGUCCAUGGGGGAAAAGAGAACGAUAGCAAAAAGAGGGAAGAUUUGACCAGCCUAGGGUCGGACGAUUCCGGCAUCAUCUGCGGAUCGGAACCGGACCACACCUCGCUGACGCGGAUCUGCCGUUCCCGGGAGAGUCUCGAUUCGGGCGAGAUCGACCCCUCGGAGGAGGAGUGCAUCGAGAUCCUGGAAACGACCUCGAUGGACGAGGAGUACCGCAUGCUCCAAUCAGAUCUGUGCUUUUACCCGCUAACGCUAUCCUCGAACGGGGGAGGAACAGAUGGCCAGAGCACCAGUAGCAGUACGAUUGGUGGUGGGAGUGGUCCCCGGGACAGUCGAAGUGCCAAGUCGUUCGAGAGUAGCGGAUCGUCGUCUUCCACUGCGGCGGACCAGGGUACCACCGUUAGCGACAGGGUUCGCUAUCGGGAGCAGAACAUCAACCGGGCGGCCAUCAUGCUGGAGACGAUAUGCGUUCCGAUCGAUUACGAGGAUGGACCGACGGGACAAACGGAUGUUCCGGCGGAUGCAGCCGGUGGUGAAGACGAAGUGGACGCCGUGACGCCCAUAGUAGGGGAGAACAGGUUGAUUGUCUCCGGUGGAGCGGCGGAAGCGGAGGAAGCGACUACGCCUGUGGUGGAAACGAAAGAAGCAGUUCCAGUAAAUCCUGUGCCAAGUACUACUAGCCAAAAAAGCGACCAAAAGAACGAGAUCAUCUUCCGGAACUUUUUCGGCGCUACCAAGAAUGCCAUUUUUAGGACAGCCCAGAGCAUUAUCGAUAAUCACGAGAAGAAGAAUGCGAAAAAUAAGGAAAAGGACGAAGAAAAGGUUAAGUCUCCUACGGAGAUUUCCAAGAAGCGAGAAUUUGGGGUUUUGCGAUCGAGGAUGAGGAAAUCGGAAGCAUCUAAUAGCAGUAGCAGUGCUGCUGCAAGCAACAGCAAUAGUACUGCCGCGAGCAGUACUAGUAAUACACUUAGUCCGGAACCGCUGCAAUCGCCGGAAGCGGAAAUCAAAAGUCUUUCAAAAUCUUCGUCCACUAGUUCGUUAAAAGUGCCGGGAGUCGCCGUGGCCACCUGCCUCAACCCAAAGGAAAUCAUCGAACCUCAAAUCAAGACGGAACGAGGCCAAAGCGGUUUGCUGAGGUUCUUCGAGUCGCCGGUCUUCAAUAUCCACUUUGCCGUCCACUACCUGUUCUACUCGAAGGAACCGGGCGUCCUCAGUUUCAUCGGGAACAAAAUCUUCAGUUUCCCAGAUAUAGAAGUUGAUCUGUAUAUCCCGCAACUGAUUGUGAUGUACAUGCAAAUCGAAGAACUCUCGGAAGUUCUCGAUCCGUACCUGGUCUACCGGUGUCGGAGGUCGGUGGACUUUUCGCUGAAAUGCGUCUGGCUACUAGAGGCCUACAACUUCAACAUGGGGAUGCUGAGCAACAACGGGACCUCCAUCCGUAAGCACCUAUCUCUGUUGAAGGAACUAUACCCAAAGCGGGAGAGGAAGCAACAUCUCAAAGCAAUGGAAUCACUUCCACCUUCUGUGGAUACCGUUAAGAAGACUCACCAUCGGUCCCAAUCGGAUGCUACCGGUCUGAUGGGAUCGCUCUCCCUGAACCCGCGGCUCUACCCGUCCCUAUCCAAGCCCCUAUGCCUAGGGGAUCUCAGCAGUGGCCGGGCAUUCGACAACGGGUGUCUCUGUUUCGAAUCCGUCCGAGGCACAGUCAACGAUCUGCUCGGCCAGCAAACGAUCUGCUCCUGUGGUGCCCCCAAGCUAACCCCGGAACGGGAGUUCAUGAAAUCCCUCAUCGACAUCGGCCGGAUGUUAACCUCCCUGCAGACCAAAAUCGAAAAGACCUCCCAGCUGAGGAUACUCCUGAACCUGAUCAACAAGAACCUCCCGGCCAGGGUAUGGCUUCCACUGCACUCGGAAACUCCACAUCACGUCGUACGGAUAACGGAAGAGAAAACCGCCGUGCUGAACUCCAAGGACAAAACGCCCUACAUCAUCUACGUGGAAGUGGUGGAGGUCAACGACAUCUACACCUCACCAGUAAUCCCGAAAAUGAUGCCCACCCUGAGGCACACCAAGAGCGAGGAACGGUUGGACAGCGGCGCCCAGCCGAACGCUUCCUCGGAAACGAACAUUCCGGCCGCCUUAACUACUACUACCCCCGGUUGUGUUGCUGCUGGUCAACCGCAACCCGCCGUGAAGCUUCUGCGAGUACCGAAGAUGUCCGAAUGCUCGAGCGUAGGUGGACCGGAGGUGGCAUCACCCGGCGGCGUUGGCGGUGCACCUCCCAUGGCCGGCCUGACGGGGAUGUACGAUUUCGGGUUCACCGAGGAUGACGUGUGGUCUCAGGAGGACGACGAGAUCACGGCGCAGUACCUGAAUCUGCACAAGAGCCUGUCGGAGCGGGACAGCCUAUCGCAGUUCUCGAUGGAUUCGUACGACUCGCGGGAACAAUCGACCCCGGCAGUGUUCAACAUCGGUGAGGUUCGCAAUAGACACUGUGCCAAUCUGAGUUCGGAGAGCACACGACCCUUUAGCAACGAUCCGGAGGAUCCAUCGGCUGCCGUUUUGAAGGAGCCUUGGCACGAGAAGGAACGGCAAAUCAAGGAAAGCUCUCCCUACGGACAUCUGCAGAACUGGAAGUUACUGUCGGCAAUCGUCAAGUGCGGCGACGACCUGCGACAGGAACUGAUGGCCACGCAGCUAUUGGAGAUGUUCCAGCUGAUCUGGAAGGAGGAAAACGUAGAUCUGUGGGUGCGCCCGUACAAGAUCGUCUGCCUGUCGAACGAUUCCGGACUGAUCGAACCGAUCCUGAACACCGUGUCGCUGCACCAGAUCAAGAAGAACUCCAGCAAAAGCCUGAGCGACUACUUUGCCGACGAGUACGGCGGCGGCGGCGGCGAUGAUGAUUCCUCGGACCGGUUCCGGACGGCGCAGCGCAAUUUUAUGCAGUCCUGUGCGGCGUACUGUUUGAUUUCCUAUCUGCUGCAGGUCAAGGAUCGCCACAACGGAAACAUCCUGCUCCACUCCGAUGGCCACUUGAUUCACAUCGACUUCGGGUUCAUCCUCAGCAUAUCUCCCAAGAACUUAGGUUUCGAGCAAUCGCCCUUCAAGCUGACGCCGGAGUUCGUGGACGUGAUGGGCGGUCCGUCGUCCGAGCUGUGGCUGGAGUUCAAGUAUCUGCUAUUGGAGGGUCUGAAAGCCGCGCGGAAGCACAUGGAUCGCAUCAUCAACAUCGUGGAGAUCAUGAGGAGCAGCUCGCAGUUGCCGUGCUUCAAGAACGGCUGCUCCGGUACGGUACGCAACCUGCGCAACCGGUUCCACAUCAACCUAACGGAGCAGGAGCUGGAGCGGAAGGUCGAACAGCUGGUGCAGGACUCGCUCAACUCGUUCACGACCAAACUGUACGACAGCUACCAGUACUUCACCAAUGGCAUUUUGUGAGAGCGAUUCUUCAUGAAGAUCUAAGCGUGCGGUGGCCCGGCGACGUAAGUAAUGCGCUCUCAAAUCAUAGAUGGCCAUGAUGGCCACAUGGAUGGAUCACGUGGGAGAUAAUUAUAAAUGCAAAAAGUACAAAAACAAGUUUCUAUUGAUGUUUCCUUUGUUUUCGUUUUGUAACAAAAAUAUACACAUUUAUUACCAA
Messenger RNA from Aedes albopictus (Asian tiger mosquito), 5504 nucleotides. RefSeq lists its product as uncharacterized. The transcript has 11 exons. Gene Ontology annotation, molecular function: 1-phosphatidylinositol 4-kinase activity. The record is from RefSeq and is a predicted model, not a curated record. NCBI's taxonomy places the organism in Eukaryota, Metazoa, Arthropoda, Insecta, Diptera, Culicidae. Gene Ontology annotation, cellular component: cytoplasm; membrane. The coding region runs from base 515 to 5305 and encodes 1596 amino acids. Gene Ontology annotation, biological process: phosphatidylinositol phosphate biosynthetic process; phosphatidylinositol-mediated signaling.